GUAAAUGUUCAACAUAUAUUAUUUUGUUCCGCUCGUUUUAACACGAAACACUCUCCUGCUGAUCAAGACGCGCCUGCUACCGGCACGCAGUUCAAAAACGGGAAGCGGAGUGAUACAAUACACACGAUCGUUGUCCCUCGUUGUCAAACCAAGGGAGGGUAGGCUACCUGAGCGAACAAGUCGCGUAGGUUGGGAAUGAAUAUAGAAAUUGGAGCAGAUAAUUGUCAUUUGAUGUGCUGAAAUGACAGUUUUCAAUGCGGGAUCUAUAUCAUUCAGUUGAUUACAGCUGUUCCAUUGCAACAGCUGCUGAUGGUUUUUUCCGUUUGUUCUUUUGGACGAUAAAAAGAUGAGCAUUGUAGUACUCCGUUACAGUGCCUAAGUUGUCAGUGAGCUGUCGGGGCGUGGCGGCAUGCGAUCCCCCUGAGCAAGACAGCGCCCUCCAGAGGUGACAGCAGGGAGGACAGGCAGCAGGAUGCCAGUGCAGGCGGCCCAGUGGACAGAGUUCCUCUCCUGCCCCAUCUGCUACAACGAGUUCGACAGCAGCGGCCACAAGCCCAUCAGUCUGGGCUGCUCGCACACUGUGUGUAAGACCUGUCUCCACAAGCUGCACCGCAAGGCCUGUCCGUUCGACCAGACAGCCAUCAACACUGACAUCGACCUCCUGCCAGUCAACAGUGCCCUGCUACAGCUGGUGGGAGCUCAGGCUGUGGAGUCCCAGGCUGUGACUCUGAGCAGUGCUGUGGAGGUAGGGCACUAUGAGGUGUGCAGGGUGUGUGUGGAGGAGCUGGCUCUCUAUCUCAAACCCAUCAGUGGAGGAAAAGGUGUGGUGACCCUCAGUCCGAGCGUGCUCAGUCGGCCCAUGCAGAGGAAGCUGGUGACACUCGUCAACUGUCAGCUGGUGGAGGAGGAGGGGCGGUUGCGGGCGGUGCGGGCGGGCAGGUCGCUAGGGGAACGUACCGUCACAGAGCUCAUCCUGCAGCACCAGAACCCACAGCAGCUCUCUGCUAACUUGUGGGCCGCCGUCAGAGCACGGGGAUGCCAGUUCCUGGGGCCUGCCACGCAGGAGGAUGCUCUGAAGCUGGUACUGUUGGCGCUAGAGGACGGCUCAGCUCUGUCCAGGAAAGUUCUUGUCCUUUUUGUGGUCCAGAAGCUGGAGGCUCGGUUCCCUCAGGCCUCCAAAACCUCCAUAGGACAUGUGGUCCAGCUACUCUACAGGGCCUCCUGCUUUAAGGUGACCAAGCGUGACGAGGACUCGUCGUUGAUGCAGCUAAAGGAGGAGUUCCGUGCAUACGAGGCGCUGCGUCGCGAGCAUGACGCCCAGAUCGUACACAUCGCCUUGGAGGCGGGGCUCCGUAUCUCCCCUGAACAGUGGUCCUCUCUGCUCUAUGGAGACCUCAUCCACAAGUCACACAUGCAGUCUAUCAUCGACAAGCUCCAGUCCCCAGAGUCCUUUGCAAAGAGUGUCCAGGAGCUGACGAUAGUUCUACAGAGAACAGGAGACCCAGCCAAUCUGAACAGCCUCAGACCACACCUGGAACUACUGGCCAACAUCGACCACAACCCAGAUGCAGCGGCGGCUCCGUGUUGGGAGGAGCUGGAGAGUGUGAUGCUGGCGGUGAAGGUGGUCGUUCAUGGUCUGGUUGAGUUUAUACACAACUUCAGUAGGAAGAGCCAUGAGACAGCACAGCCACAGCCCAACAGCAAAUAUAAGACCAGUAUCUGUCGAGACCUCCGGCAGCAGGGUGGCUGUCCCCGAGGAUCCAACUGCACCUUCGCACACACACAGGACGAGCUAGAGAAGAACAGAAUGAGAAACAAGAAGAUCAGUGGCGUGGGCCGGCCCUUCCUCCUGGCCCAGGGGAGUAUGGGUAGUGGUCUGAGUAUGGAGGGGGGCGACUCAGGAGAGGAGGCCUGCACUGGCGGCCUGAAGAGCUCAGACAGUGGGGGGUCAGGGUCCCUAAAGGAGGGGGCCACACCCUCCCAGCUCAUGCCCAGGGGAGAGGAUAUGAUGGAGGAGAUGAAGAGGGAGAGGUCUGUACUUAACGGAUCCACAGGCUCCAGCCGAUCCUCAUCUGGCUCUAUGGAACAGAAGUCUAUUUCUCCUCCAAAGACACCAGUCAAUUCCUCCUCAGCUCCUUCUCCCUAUGGCCCAGGGUCUAGACUAGAGUGUGACUCUGCACACCCCAAACAGGCCCAGUACCUAAUGAUAAGACCCCUUCCUCAGCCACCUCCCCACCAACCUCAGUCCUCUGAACUGUGUUACCAGGACCCCCAACCUCCCUACGACGUGCAGCCCUACCAGCCAGCCAGUAACUACUACCCCUCUGCGAUACACCACCACAAACCCUGCGUGGCUCGCUUCCUCCGUUCCAGCCAUGUCCCAGAGUCCUCUCUGCCUCCCUCCAUGGCCCCUCUGUACUCAGAGCAGUACCCCUCCUUGCCCCCACCACGGGAGCACGCUGGUCCCUCUCCCUACGGUCCCUCAUCGGUCCCCCAGUACGGGCCCCUGGUCCCAGCCCACGGUGGCUACGCUCCCCUGUAUGACAGCCGGCAUAUGUGGAGGCCCCAGCUGUACCACCGAGAGGACGCCAGGAGUAACUCGCUGCCUCCCGAGGUGCUGCACUCCUCUGUGUACCAGCCCCCCCUUCGAGAGAGAUACGCCUCCCUGGACAGCCCCUACUGCUCAGCGGGGGAGCACAGAGCAGCACUGCACAGGAACUCUUAUGGGCGUUUUCCUCUUGGAUGCGAGGAUCUGUUCAGGCGGAAACAGGAGCAGUGGGCACACCAUCACCACGGCAACGUGAACAGGCCCUCCCAGUCCUCCCCCGUCUUCACCGUACACUUUGGUGCAGAGCAUGAUGACGGUGGUGGUGGUCAGUGUAUGAACUGUAAGUUCCGUGGAGAGGAGAAUCUGUCCCACUACUCUCCCUGGUCCUGUGGAACCAUCAGUACCUGCAUCAGCCCCUUUGAACCAGAGCAUCACAAGGCCUCAGCUCACUCCCGCUCCGAAAACUUAGAAGUAGACAAUGGUGAAAGGACGCGGUGGCUACACACGUUUGAGCCCUACCGCCGUCUGAAAGACGAGGACCCCAGCAUACCGUUUGAGUACUACCGCCGUCUGAAAGACGAGGACCCCAGCAUACCGUUUGAAACCUACCGCCGUCUGAAAGAUGAGGACCCCAGCAUACCGUUUGAGCCCUACCGCCGUCUGAAAGACGAGGACCCCAGCAUACCGUUUGAGCCCUACCGCCGUCUGAAAGACGAGGACCCCAGCAUACCGUUUGAAACCUACCGCCGUCUGAAAGACGAGGACCCCAGCAUACCAUUUGAUCCCUACUGCCGUCUGAAAGACAAGGACCCCAGCAUACCGUUUGAGCCCUACCGCCGUCUGAAAGACGAGGACCCCAGCAUACCGUUUGAGCCCUACUGCCGUCUGAAAGACGAGGACCCCAGCAUAUCGUUUGAGCCCUACUGCCGUCUGAAAGACGAGGACCCCAGCAUACCGUUUGAGCCCUACCGCCGUCUCAAAGACGAGGACCCCAGCAUACCGUUUGAGCCCUACCGCCGUCUCAAAGACGAGGACCCCAGCAUACCGUUUGGAGAGGGGCCCAUCAUACCGUUUGGAGAAGGGCCUAUCAUCUCCAAAUGGGGGGUGAUAUCCCGCGCCUCCCGUACAGGAUACCACACCACUGACCCGGUUCAGGCCACAGCCUGCCAGGGAAGCAACAGCACCAUCCCCAUCAACUUCAGAGAUUAUGGUCCACACAUCGGCCAUGGGGACUACAGGUGGAGCUCCGGGGGGUCUGACUCUUCCAGCCACUCCAGUUUCCUAGAGGGUGAACAGCUAGCCACCCUUCGGCGGUCCUUCAGCAGUGGAGAGAAGGUUGGUGCAGGAGACAUGCUGCAGACUGACUACUGUAAAGACACGACAGAGCAUCAACUGGACAGAGACGUAGAACUGGAGCUGUCAGUACUAGACGUAGAGGACACUGUCCUGCAGGACAACAGUCAACAGUCUGAGAAGCCCCUGGAGCUGAGAGAGCCCCACCUCCUCACCCCUCCCAGCAGUGAACCCAUGAGGACACAGACAGACAAGCUGUCAGCAGACAAGAUGGAAGCUCAACUACUGAAGAAGAUGGCCUUCAGGAGGUCUCUCUCCCCUGGAGGUCUGGGCUCAGGAGGCCUCAGCGUGGGGAAGCUGAUGAUGAGGACCGGCCCUCUGAGACUGGGGGACAUGGGCCCUUGCCCUAACACAGGCCCUGAGAUGCUGCUCAACGGGAACUGAGAGGGCAAACACACCUCACCGCCACGCCUGGGGGUGCCGAAGGUGGUCCCGAGCAUUGGUACCGGCCCAGCGCUACACAGCUCCUACACCUGCUGUCACAGUAACAUCUUAGGGUUGUAUAGGCCUGUAUCAUCAGACAGCGAUAAGGUCUCACCCCACUAAUAUCACCAGUCUGAGGGCAUAUUAUAUACAGUAUGCUACUUUAGACCACAGGUAGUGUUGUUUCAAACAUGACAAAGAGAGAUGAAUAGUUCAGACACACACACACACACCAGUAGCCUCCGUCGCAUUUACUCUUUUCUCAUCUCGGCAGGGUCUUUUUUUGAUCAAGUGUUUGUUUGGGUGUGCUGCUCGCUCUCCACUUCCUAUAAUGAUGGUGAUGAUGGUGUUUAUCAUGCUUCACAUGGCAUCCAAUAGUUUUCUUUUUGUUAGUUCUACAAUGUUUCCAAGGUAACAAAGGUGUUCAGCACUGUUGUGUGUGUGUAUGCGAUCAGCAUCUGUUGACAUUGAGCUGAUGACAAUAACAGCACAUUACCAUGCAUUUGUAGUCAUAGGAAGGAUAUUUGCCUCUCGAAAAAUUCAAAGUCUUUACUUUGAAAAAAAAUAGCGCUAAUUGAACAGGGUUUGUAGGUCUUAAAAGAGGACGAUGAACAGGAAGAGAUGGAGGAUACCAACACUAGAUGUUGCUCUAGUCCAACUCCCAUCUACUUUAGACAUUGUAGUAGCCUAUCAAAGGUUCCUAAGGCUUGGCCGUGUUAUCCUGUGUGACGUGUCAUUUGUUGGUCUCAAGCAUUUCAUAGAUGAGAUUCAAGACGAUGACGAUCAAUCAGAUGCCACCACACUCACGUGUGUGCACAACUGUGGCCUUUUUUAUGUUGGUAAAAUAUCUCUUCAUAUUUAGUCUCCACCAUGGGGCUAAUACGUUAGAAACACCAAAUAGUAAAACAUGUUUCAACGAUCCUUGAUAUAUUCAACAGAUUUCAGUAUUCAGUGGUUCUGGCACCAUCAUGUAUUGCCAUCCUCUGUGCAACUGCAGCCAGGGAUUGAAUUAUAGUGAUCUGCUGUGAUGAAAUGAUACGUCAUACUUACAGAUAUCUGUACACUGUAAUCACAUGACAUAUACUCACAAUGUAAACUGGUUGUUGCAGCUCUUUUUGGUUCUGUGCAUCAAACUCAUAACCUGUGUUUACUAUGACAGAUUGUCAACAAACCACCAGGUGAUUAUUGUGUUCCCUCAUGCUGUCUUUGUUUAGUUCUGUCCCUGUUCAAACUUUUCACUAAUGUUUUGUUAUUUUCUUUGAAGCAUUGCUAACUUCCGUGAAGUUGUUUGUCAAAAUAUUUUGUGUCGGGAUCUCUGUUUUGUUUCGUUGUUGGUCGUAAUUUUUGGGAAGAAAUGAAACCGAUCCAUCAGUCUGUCUCUAUAUUCAUGUUUCGAGCAGUCUUUUCACUGCUGGUUAACGGUCUAACGAAUACAGUCCAUCAUCAUUAUGUGAUGGCUACAGAGGGUCAUGCAUUGGCCUAAAAGGGUCAGUGUUAUUUUACUGCAGUUUUGUGCACUGAAUGUUCUGUUUGCUGUCUUCUCCUGCCUGUGGGGGUGAAGAGAUUCGGGUGACGCUAUGUGUUAACUUGCAGCACUUAGAUAAACUCUCCUAUUUAUAAUAGGGUUUAUUUUGUUACGGUCUGAAAGGAAGCAGACAGGCUAAGUGAGACAACUUGACCAGUGAUUGAUAAUUCUUAAGGACUGCCCCAUACAUAUAUAGACAUACAGUAUAUCCAUUCUCUAAGCAUUACUGACAGGCUACUGUAUUUCUGUUGCUCUUCUGUUCCUGUUUCAGACUUUGACUUAAGAAAUUGUCUUAGUGUCAUAUUGUGUACAAUCAAUCAGCGGAAUCCAUUGUUGUCUAAUGGUGGACAGGGCCCUUUAGGGGAUAGGGGCCGUUGGGUAUAAGAUGUGGGCAGGACCAGGGGGUCUAUUAAGGUUUAGAACCUGGUCAAGUUCAAGGGUAGUGUUGUGAUUCUAGACCAAUCUAUCUGGCUCCUGUAGUUUAGAUUUGUUCCAGCAGGGAGUGCUAGAGCCUAGUCUCUGCAGCCCUUAGUGAUAGAGCCUAGUCUCUGUAGCCCUUAGUGAUAGAGCCUAGUCUCUGCAGCCCUUAGUGAUAGAGCCUAGUCGCUGUAGCCCUUAGUGAUACAGCCUAGUCUCUGCAGCCCUUAGUGAUAGAGCCUAGUCUCUGUAGCCCUUAGUGAUGGAGCAUAGUCUCUGCAGCCCUUAGUGAUAGAGCCUAGCCUCUGCAGCCCUUAGUGAUAGAGCCUAGUCUCUGUAGCCCUUAGUGAUACAGCCUAGUCUCUGUAGCCCUUAGUGAUACAGCCUAGUCUCUGUGGCCCUUAGUGAUAGAGCCUAGUCUCUGCAGCCCUUAGUGAUAGAGCCUAGUCUCUGUAGCCCUUAGUGAUAGAGCCUAGUCUCUGCAGCCCUUAGUGAUAGAGCCUAGUCUCUGCAGCCCUUAGUGAUAGAGCCUAGUCUCUGCAGCCCUUAGUGAUAGAGCCUAGUCUCUGUAGCCCUUAGUGAUAGAGCCUAGUCUCUGUAGCCCUUAGUGAUAGAGCCUAGUCUCUGCAGCCCUUAGUGAUAGAGCCUAGUCUCUGCAGCCCUUAGUGAUAGAGCCUAGUCUCUGCAGCCCUUAGUGAUAGAGCCUAGUCUCUGUAGCCCUUAGUGAUAGAGCCUAGUCUCUGUAGCCCUUAGUGAUAGAGCAUAGUCUCUGCAGCCCUUAGUGAUAGAGCCUAGUCUCUGUAGCCCUUAGUGAUAGAGCCUAGUCUCUGCAGCCCUUAGUGAUAGAGUCUCUGCAGCCCUUAGUGAUAGAGCCUAGUCUCUGUAGCCCUUAGUGAUAGAGCCUAGUCUCUGUAGCCCUUAGUGAUAGAGCCUAGUCUCUGCAGCCCUUAGUGAUAGAGCCUAGUCUCUGCAGCCCUUAGUGAUAGAGCCUAGUCUCUGCAGCCCUUAGUGAUAGAGCCUAGUCUCUGUAGCCCUUAGUGAUAGAGCCUAGUCUCUGUAGCCCUUAGUGAUAGAGCCUAGUCUCUGUAGCCCUUAGUGAUAGAGCCUAGUCUCUGCAGCCCUUAGUGAUGGAGGAUUUAUGUUGCUAAGCUACUGAUAAAGGGUUUAUUCAUUACGCUGAUUCUGUUGCAGGAAGCAAACGGAACCAAACGAGGAGGGACAUACCUGAAUUUGUACAAUAUAAACUCUCAUUUUAGUUGCAAAAGUAAUAUUUUGCAACUGUUUGGCUAAUGAUUACACCCCUGAACACAUCUUCAGCACGGAAUAUUAUGGGUCAUGAGCGCAAAUAUUUACAUUAAUGAAUAUAGUUUAAUGUAACUUUUCACCACAUAAAUGUGCUAAGGAGGGAUUUAUAAUUUGCUAUAAUGUGUUUAUGUUUAGAUUCAAUACCAAUAGUAUUACCCAGUUGGGAAGGGAAUGGGCACAUUUAAGAACAGGGAGUUAUGUAGGUAGAGUUCCCAGAGUGUUCCAGUGCCUGUCUAAUGACUCACUGGUGUAAUGAUCUGAUCGCACUGCACUUCCCACGUCAUCAUUGCAAGAUGUUCUUACUACCCACUAUCCAGCCAGUGCCCCCAGGUCAUGCAUGCUAGUCCCUCUUGUUGUCAUGGCGAAGGAGGAAGUACAUGAUUCUGUAGUUGUGAUACAACACACCCAGCCCUGUAAGUGUUCUGCACAUGCCCACUGUGUGGCCACGCCAAGUAUUUUAGCCUGCCUGCAGCAUUUGACUGUUUACUGCUUCUGAAAUGCUUUAUUAUUGAUAACGAUCAAUGUAUUAUUACUUACUACCAUCAUUGGUUGAGUUGUAGUACUUCACUCUGGAUAAGUCAAGUCUGCUUCUUCAGUUGAAUUUUGAACAUUUUCUGAAUAGUCAAAGUUAGCCGAGGAUGGUCUUGUAAGGUGAAAACAUUUGCCUGUUUGUCAAUUGUACAACUAUGACGGAACUGAUGUUUGAAUAUUUAUGUCUGUAUUAGACAUUUUCUUAGCAAAUCUAUUGUUCGAUUGAAAUGUAAAUGAAAUACAAGAUGGUGCACACAUCCAUCAUUAUUGUACACGGCUGGCACCAUCGUUAGAUGGACUAACUGCUCGUUUAAACAACAAAAUGUCAUCAGGUAUUUAAAUAAAUACUGAUAUAGAGGGACAAAUAAAGGUUUCAGAAUGAUGAAACUGGCUGAGACAGCAUAAAAAAAUGUCUAAAUGAAUAAUAUGUAUUCCAUUUAUUUCAUUUGAAAUAUCACUUUGUGAAAGGUUUCCCUGCAUUGCAAGGCAAUAUCCUGAACCGUAUUCUUAGUUUGAAGUAUUGAUUGUGUUCAGAUGUGACCAGCCAACUGCCUGACCUGUUGGUUGUCUUUGUGUGCUAUUUGCUCCUGCACUGACAGCUUGGCCAAGCAGAAUACUCAGAUACUUUUUUGAUGGACCAGGCAGACCUGUGAAAUCAGAGGGAGAUGUCAGUACCUGAAACUUUGCAUGCUACAAUAAAUGAAAAACAAACACAAAA
Molecule: messenger RNA, 8820 nt
Organism: Oncorhynchus nerka (sockeye salmon)
Lineage: Eukaryota; Metazoa; Chordata; Actinopteri; Salmoniformes; Salmonidae
Product: roquin-2-like
Exons: 19
Coding region: 473-4285 (1270 amino acids)
Biological process (GO): nuclear-transcribed mRNA catabolic process, deadenylation-dependent decay; ubiquitin-dependent protein catabolic process; protein polyubiquitination
Cellular component (GO): cytoplasmic stress granule
Molecular function (GO): double-stranded RNA binding; RNA stem-loop binding; ubiquitin protein ligase activity
Source: RefSeq, a predicted model, not a curated record